Lutzomyia longipalpis is the source of this 1180-nucleotide messenger RNA. RefSeq lists its product as uncharacterized. The coding region runs from base 235 to 954 and encodes 239 amino acids. The transcript has 2 exons. Lineage: Eukaryota; Metazoa; Arthropoda; Insecta; Diptera; Psychodidae. The record is from RefSeq and is a predicted model, not a curated record. Gene Ontology annotation, cellular component: mitochondrion.
GCUGCCAGCUGGUGCCAAAACAACCCGCGUAGAGAAAGUUACGGGGGAGAAAGUUGGGGAAAAUUUUGCAUUUUUCCCCAUUUUCCCACGCUGUUUUGUCGUGAAAAGCCAUUUCCAGCUCGCGAUAAAAUGUGAAAUUGCAUAAAAGUUCGAUAAAUUGUAAUUUUCAUCUCGAUUUUUCCUUAUUUUCCACCUUGAGGGCCUUGACGGAGGUGUUGCAUAACCUCACAAAUAAUGGCCAGUAGAUUGUUGGUGCGGAUUUGUUCCCGGAAUCUCUGGUCCCGGGUAGCAGGCCCUACGCCGGCAUACAGAAACCUCUGCCCACUGGCCACGGGAAGCCUUUUCACAGCGCAAAGUGAUUGGUGGAGUGAAUGUGCCACGCGAAAUUUCUCUCAGAGCCUUCCACUGAGGAUCAGGUUAACAGCAGGAAGUCCCAGAAGUGCCGAAAAGCCACAAAAGAGCCAAGAUGAGGAUGUGUUGGAGGAGAAACCCAAAAAGGAGGGCCUCGUGGCGAGAUUCAGAAAAAUGUACAAAGAAUAUUGGUAUGUUCUCGUGCCCGUGCACAUUGUCACGUCCGCCGGCUGGCUUGGCGGCUUCUACUACCUAUCCAAAAGUGGCGUUGACAUUGCCACAAUCCUCGAAACGUGGCACUUCAAUCAGACCAUCAUUGCCCAUCUGAGGGAUUCCCAUCUCGGUCAUCUGGCCAUUGCGUACUUCCUGUACAAAAUCUUCACACCAGUGCGCUAUAUGGUUACCCUGGGUGGCACAACGGUGAGUAUUAAGUACCUCUCCCAGUUGGGCUAUAUCAAACCCGUGCCCAAUAAGGAUCAACUCAUGAAGAUGUAUCAGGACAAGAAGGCAGCUAGGCUGCAGGCCAAGGAGGACAGGCUACAGGCCCAAGAAGAAGAAAAGCUCCAAGCUGAAAAGGACAAGUUCCAAUCCCGCAAAGAAUAGAGGGCAAAAUGUUGCACAGAGAUAUAAAAGAAAGAAAAAAAUUGUAAAAGAGAAUAUUUUAACAUGAUAUUGGUUGCCUCCGGGAGCGCUAGAUGAUUUUCACUGUUCUUGCUUUUAGCAAAGUCAUCCACAUGCCCCUUAAGGUAGCCGGAACCCCGUUUUAUAAUCCUCUCUUUCCUCCAAAGGAAAAUUAUUAAAGAUUCUAUGCUUUAAAAUUAAAAACAAA